Dryobates pubescens (Downy woodpecker) is the source of this 2088-nucleotide messenger RNA. RefSeq names its product Meis homeobox 2 (gene MEIS2). The record is from RefSeq and is a predicted model, not a curated record. Gene Ontology annotation, biological process: positive regulation of transcription by RNA polymerase II; brain development; eye development. The transcript has 12 exons. Bases 629 to 2065 code for a protein of 478 amino acids. NCBI's taxonomy places the organism in Eukaryota, Metazoa, Chordata, Aves, Piciformes, Picidae. Gene Ontology annotation, molecular function: DNA-binding transcription activator activity, RNA polymerase II-specific; RNA polymerase II cis-regulatory region sequence-specific DNA binding.
AACCAACAACCAACCAACAAAAAAAAACCAAACAACCCUAUAGCGAUCCUAAAAGGCAAAACCCGAGCGCGGAGUUACUGGAAGAAGAAACCGGGGUUAAAAAGAUUCCUCCUCUCUUCUUCAUCAUCAUCAACCAUCAUUCAUUCACUACCUUGACAUUCCCUGGCUUUGAUUGACAGCUGGAGUGGCAAAAAGCCAUGAGACACGACAGUUUGGUUACAUGUGGGUUGCUGACGGGCCGAUCGUAACCUUCAGUUUGGGGGCUUGACAAUUUUUUUUUUUAAUUUUUUUUUUUUUUGGCGUAGAGAAAGAAAAAAGGAAAAAGAGAGAGAGAAAAGGAAAGAGAGAAACAGAGAGAGGAGGAAAAAAAAAAAAAGAAAAGAAGAAAACACAGAAACUCAUCGUGGUUCUUGACUGUUUUUUGCUAUAUUAUUGUUGUUGUUAUUGUUGUUGUUGUUAUUAUUAUUUGCCCAUAUUGGAGGACAGGAGAAGUCUAUAAGUGGGUUGCAGAAAAAAAAAAAAGGAAAAAAAAAAAAAAAAGGAAUCUUCUUCACUCUAAAUCACUUUCUUUGCUGGACUGGGAUAUUAAAUAUACGACACAUCCAGGAGUUUAUUGGAGCGCAGACUGAUGGCGCAAAGGUACGAUGAGCUGCCCCACUACGGCGGGAUGGACGGAGUAGGGGUGCCGGCGUCCAUGUACGGGGACCCCCACGCGCCCCGGCCGAUCCCCCCGGUACACCACCUCAACCAUGGGCCGCCGCUCCACGCCGGGCAGCACUACGGCGCCCACGCCCCGCACCCCAAUGUCAUGCCGGCCACCAUGGGCUCCGCUGUCAACGACGCCCUGAAGCGGGACAAGGAUGCGAUCUACGGGCACCCGUUGUUCCCCCUCUUAGCUCUGGUCUUUGAGAAGUGCGAGCUGGCGACCUGCACGCCCCGGGAGCCCGGCGUGGCCGGCGGGGACGUCUGCUCCUCCGACUCCUUCAACGAGGACAUCGCCGUCUUCGCCAAACAGGUCCGCGCUGAAAAACCACUUUUUUCUUCAAAUCCAGAGUUGGACAAUUUGAUGAUCCAAGCAAUACAAGUACUAAGGUUUCACCUUUUGGAAUUAGAAAAGGUUCAUGAAUUGUGUGAUAACUUCUGCCAUCGGUACAUUAGUUGUUUGAAAGGAAAAAUGCCAAUAGACCUCGUUAUUGAUGAAAGGGAUGGCAGCUCCAAAUCAGACCACGAAGAACUCUCAGGAUCUUCCACAAAUUUAGCCGAUCACAAUCCUUCGUCUUGGAGAGACCACGAUGAUGCAACCUCAACGCACUCGGCAGGCACACCGGGGCCCUCCAGUGGGGGCCACGCUUCCCAGAGCGGAGACAACAGCAGCGAGCAAGGAGAUGGUUUAGACAACAGCGUAGCCUCACCUGGUACAGGGGAUGACGACGACCCAGACAAGGACAAAAAGCGUCAGAAGAAAAGAGGCAUUUUCCCCAAAGUAGCAACAAAUAUCAUGAGAGCGUGGCUUUUCCAGCAUCUCACACAUCCGUAUCCUUCAGAGGAGCAGAAGAAACAGUUAGCCCAAGACACAGGACUCACAAUUCUACAAGUAAACAACUGGUUUAUUAAUGCCAGAAGAAGAAUAGUACAGCCUAUGAUUGACCAGUCAAAUCGAGCAGGUUUUCUUCUUGAUCCUUCAGUGAGCCAAGGAGCAGCAUAUAGUCCAGAGGGUCAGCCGAUGGGAAGCUUUGUAUUGGAUGGUCAGCAGCACAUGGGAAUCCGGCCUGCAGGUUUGCAAGGCAUGCCAGGGGACUACGUAUCUCAGGGUGGUCCUAUGGGUAUGAGUAUGGCACAGUCAAGUUACACUCCUCCCCAGAUGACCCCACACCCUACUCAAUUAAGACCUGGACCCCCAAUCCCUUCAUAUUUGCCAAGUCACCCCCAUCACCCAGCCAUGAUGAUGAUGCACGGAGGACCCCCUAUCCACCCUGGAAUGACCAUGUCAGCACAGAACCCCACAAUGUUAAAUUCUGUAGACCCCAGUGUUGAUGGACAGGUUAUGGACAUUCAUGCCCAAUAGUAUAAGGGAACUCAAGGGAAAAU